Molecule: messenger RNA, 3501 nt
Organism: Gadus morhua (Atlantic cod)
Lineage: Eukaryota; Metazoa; Chordata; Actinopteri; Gadiformes; Gadidae
Gene: galnt4
Product: POC1 centriolar protein homolog B (Chlamydomonas), like
Exons: 11
Coding region: 288-2057 (589 amino acids)
Biological process (GO): protein O-linked glycosylation
Cellular component (GO): Golgi apparatus
Molecular function (GO): polypeptide N-acetylgalactosaminyltransferase activity
Source: RefSeq, a predicted model, not a curated record
CACACACUCACACGCACACACGCACACACGCAGACUCGCGCAAGAAGCUCGAGCCCCAGAGCUCCGGGGAGCGAGGACGUAAACGUGGAGCACGAGAGGAUGUGGGUAUGCUGACAACUGCAAACCGCCGCAGAUUAAAGACGCGCUGCAGACAGGCCAGGCAGCCGCUCUGAUCCUGCAGUUGUACCAACAACCCUACGAGGAAUGUAGCUCGUUCUCUGAGAUGCUCGUGUCCAGCAUGGUGCCCUGACCUCCGCCCAUCCACUCCCGCUGGGGGCGGCGUCGCCAUGAGGGGCCGCUGCUCGCGGAAACUGGGCCUGCUGCCCAAGGCCUUCUUCCUGGUCUGGCUCCUGUGGCUGGCCUACCUCAUCAUGGCGCGUUCCUCCUCCAGCUCCUCCUCCCCCUCCUUGUCGCAGCCCGGCGACGGGGACGACGCCGCCGUGGACCACAGGAGGCUCGCGCGGCAGCUGGAGGACCCAUUAGCGGAGCUCGAGCUGGCCCGGCCGGUGUACAGCAAGCUGCCGGCGGACGCCAACGCGCUGGGGGAAUGGGGCGUGGCCACGCGCCUCAGCCUCAGCCCCGAGGAGAAGAAGCUGGAGCAGGACAGCGUGGAGCGCUACGCCAUCAACAUCUACACCAGCGACAGGAUCUCCCUCCACCGCCACAUCCGGGACAGCCGCAUGGCCGAUUGCCGUGCCAAGAAGUACGACUACCGGUCGCUGCCCACCACCUCGGUGGUCAUUGCCUUCUACAACGAGGCGUGGUCCACGCUGCUGAGGACGGUGCACAGCGUGCUGGAGACGUCCCCCGCCACCCUGCUGAGGGAGGUCAUCCUGGUGGACGACUACAGCGACAGGGGCUAUCUCAAAGCUCAGUUGGAGGAGUACAUGAGUAAGCUGGCGCGCGUGCGGCUCAUACGAACCAACAAGAGGGAGGGGCUGGUACGUGCGCGGCUCAUCGGCGCCACCUACGCCACCGGGGAUGUACUGACCUUCCUGGACUGCCACUGCGAGUGCAUCCCCGGGUGGAUCGAACCACUCCUGGAGAGGAUCGGCCAGAACCAGAGCACCAUUGUGUGCCCGGUGAUCGACACCAUCGACUGGAACACCUUUGAGUUCUACAUGCAGACGGACGAGCCCAUGAUCGGGGGCUUUGACUGGCGGCUUACCUUCCAGUGGCACGCCGUGCCAGAGGUGGAACGCAAGAGACGCACGUCCCACAUCGACCCCAUCAGGUCGCCCACCAUGGCCGGCGGGCUGUUUGCAGUGAGCAAGGCCUACUUUGAGUACCUGGGGACCUACGACAUGGGCAUGGAGACAUGGGGAGGGGAGAACCUGGAGCUCUCCUUCAGGGUGUGGCAGUGUGGGGGCUCGCUGGAGAUCCACCCCUGCUCCCACGUGGGCCACGUCUUCCCAAAGAAGGCCCCCUACGCCAGGCCCAACUUCCUCCAGAACACGGUGCGCGCCGCUGAGGUCUGGAUGGACUCCUACAAAGAGCACUUCUACAACAGGAACCCGCCCGCCAAGAAGGAAUCUUACGGGGACAUCUCCCAUCGGGUGCUGCUAAGGCAACGGCUGAAGUGCAACAGCUUCGACUGGUACCUGAAGAACAUCUACCCCGACCUUCACGUCCCCGAGGACCGCGCCGGCUGGAACGGCGCUAUUCGUAACGGUGGCAUCACGUCCGAGUGUCUGGACUACAACUCUCCGGAUCACAAUCCCACCGGAGCCCACAUCUCCCUGUUCGGCUGCCACGGCCAGGGCGGCAACCAGUACUUUGAAUACACGUCUGAGAAGGAGAUCCGCUUCAACUCGGUGACUGAGCUUUGUGCUGAGGUCCCUGAGGGGCAGACCUACCUGGGGAUGAGGCACUGCCCACACGACCGGGAGACCAAGCCCCCCUCCUCCAUCUGGGAGUUCCGAGACGACGGGACCCUCUACCACCCCCACUCAGACAUGUGUGUGACGGCGUACCGUGCGCCAGAGGGCCGCACCGACGCCCAGAUGCGGCGCUGCAGCGCCGGAGACAAGCACCAGCAGUGGAAGUUUGAGUUGUAGUAAACGGUGAACCCCAAACCAUAAAGAGGAUAAGCCACACCCCACGGUGACCUUUGAACUCUGAAAUGCAGUUAUGGUCCCCCCCCCCCCCCCCUCAUGGCAGACGUGUCGCCCCAGCGGUCCGUCCCACUUUUCUAGGUCUAAUCACUCCAGCUCCCACCCAGACGGAGCAGAACCGUUCGCUUUAAGCCGGUUGCGGUUCCGCCAGUGGCCUUCACGGACGGUUGGGUGGAAGAGCGUUGGGGACUGAGGUCUCAUGAGGGGGACAGCCUGAAACCCCGACUCCUUCAGUUUAUGCCCGAACCGCCACCAGCUGUCGUUCAAGUGCCUCCAUAACGAAUCAACAAGUACACUGCCUGUCCAUUGUCAUACUGUGCGAGCGAGGUGAGGCUCAUGGCUAACCGGGCGUACCUGCUACGAAGCAACCGUAGCGCUGUGCUCUCACAGGGCUACGCAGUGAGACCGGGCCGCCGUCCCUCACGCUACUGCGAUCAUCAUUCCAACUACAGCCAGGGGAUUCAGUUGGUUUCAGUGGUAGAACACUGCCUGAAUAAGACUUGAACGUGUGCGUGUGUGUAUCUGUGUGUAUGUGUGCGCGCGUGUGUGUGUGUGUGUGUGUGUUACUAAGUGCAAUUUGCAGAGGGAUUUGACGAGUCAAGAACGAGGUAGAAUAGUCGUCAUGGUAGCCUGUUCUCCUCCCUGCAGAAGGACUGAAAUCAAGUCCCCAUCGAUCCCUGUGCCUUCUCCAAAGGACUACCAGCCCAGUACAGCAGUAGUUGUAUGUGCCAUAAUGACAGCUGCCAGAUCCAAUGUAUUUAAUUAUUUUAAAUUACCUCUGUAAACUACAACGAUCGUACAAAGGAACUGUGGUGUCCUGUCACCAGUACAGCAUGUGGCUUUGCAUUGUUUGAUCUCGUCAAUUAUUGCUCCAUAUUUUUGUAAAUGCUGUUGCACCUUAAUGCAUUUUUAAAGGCAUCCUUUGAUUGAUUUGAAUAUGUUGAGUGGCCCAGGCUCUGUCUCUAAUGCUUUCCUGAUUAUUUGAAAUGAUACCAGCACUCUUCCCUUCUGGACUUGAUGGUCUUUUGCUUUUGGGGUUUUGGAGAACCAGUUAUGAUUGCUGGUAAAAAAAUAAGUGCAGUAACAUUUGUAAUUGCUUCAGACUGCAACUCAAAACAUUGGUUUCUCCUCUAUGGUUGUUGACCUAAAUAGGAUAUUAAUGCUAGUCCAUUGGAUGGUUAAUCAUUCAAAAAUGACUAUGUCCUUUACACCAUGGCUAAUGGUUGACAAGGGGCAGAUCACUGAACAAUGAUUGUGAAUGGUUAUCAAUAAGACUACUGAUGAAUCGAAGUAUGGGUAUUGAUUAUUUUAUAUAAGAUGGGGGUGUUAGUUUUCCUUUGGAUUUUGAUGAGGUUGUGUCAACGAUUAAAGAAACAAAGUAACCAAA